Molecule: messenger RNA, 1402 nt
Organism: Caenorhabditis angaria
Lineage: Eukaryota; Metazoa; Nematoda; Chromadorea; Rhabditida; Rhabditidae
Source: the annotation of a GenBank genome assembly
AUGUUUUUAAGUCGCCGUGUAUUUUCGGAGGCGAUUUCGAAUUUUCGACAAAUUUUGAGGACCACUGGUUUGGAAUUUGAGAAGGGAAUUGAGGAUUAUAGGAUUUUCAGGUGAAUUUUUGGGAAAUUUAUGACGUCACGUCAUUGACGUGGCAAAGCUUGGAUUUGGGAAACAGAUUUCUGAGAAAAAAUUAAACAAAUUUCUCUCAAAAAUCUGAAGUUCCUACUAAAAUCGAAUCUAAUCAACUCAACAUUUUCUAAUGUCGUAUUGAACAAAAAUAUUUACUAACUCAAAUUCUUUUUUUUUUUGAAAAAUUACCUUAGAAAUAAACGAGUUCAAUGUUUUAGAGAAACAAACGAUACUCCGGAUUGGGGAGUUGUUCGAAUGAGUAGUUAUGCGAUGUGUAAAAAUCGACCACAAGAAGCUCGGAAGUUUUUAGAAGAACAGUUUAAAGAAGUUGGAGGAUCACAGAGACAGGGUAAAUUUUUAUUUUCAGAAAAUAUUGAAAAAUUUAGAUUCCACGUCAAAAGUUGAUUGUUUUAACGUGAAGACAUUCAUUUUGUUUUUUAAUCGAAUUUUUUCAUUUCUAGCUCGUCACGUUCAAAUAACCGAAGCCCAAAUAAAUGCAAAUCUGGAAAGAGUUCUCAAAUCAAACAUUGAAACAGGAAUCAGAUUCUAUGAAUUCCUUUUAGAUUUUCGGUUUUGUGCGAAUCGCGAUGUUUAUCUCGAAACUAUAAUCGAAUAUAUAUUCAAAAAUGAUAAAAAUAACUGGAAAUAUGCGAUUGAAGUUUUGAAUCGAUUGCAAGAAAAACAAAAAUCAAAAUCGUUCAAAAUGUCAGCUUAUCAUAUUUUAAAAUCAUCAGUGGAUUCGGAAAAAGGUUACUUUCAACAUAUUUUUUUGAAUUUACACAUAAAUAUAAUAAUUUUCAGAUUUGGCAGAAUUGGUUAAACCAAGAACACUUCGAAAUUUGAGAAUAUUUUUGCGACUCGAAACAUCAAGUUUUCCGGAAGUUUUGGAUUAUUGCAGAAGUUUUGGAAAAUUCGAAAGUUCUGAUGUUGAUUUUCAUAUAGAAAUUGCUGGAAAAUUGAGAAGUUUUGAAGCGCUCGAAAAUUUAUUAGAAUUAUACGGAGGACAAAUGAUUAUUCCAAUGCCAAAAGGAUAUGAAAAACGAAUUGUUGAAGAAUUUAUUAAAAUAUCUGGUAGGAAAAAAAGCAAGAUUUUUUUAUUUGAAAGAAACAUUUGGGAUAUUUUUCAGGAAAAAGUGGGAAUCUUGAGAAGUUGGAAAGAUCGAUACAAUUAACUAGAACUAUAGAAAUGGAAGAUCGAGAUGUUUUAUAUGCAAAGAUUAGGCAUUUUUAUAAAUGUUUGAAUGUUAAACCACCUGUUAAGUUAUAUGAAUGA